UUGUGGUUGGAUUAAUUUAUAAUAAUCUUUGCAGACGGCUAGAAGAGAGAUUGUAUUCAGUCUGUUGAGUUCUAUAGGCCAUGGCUGAAGCAAGCCAUCUGCAAGAAAAAACAGAUGGCUCGAAAAAGAGGAGGGCUGGGAAAAGUAAAGGUCGUAAGGCGAAGAAAAGAGUAAAAUCGUUUCCAGGUACUGGAGAUAGGGUUAGAGUAGACAAGAAAAUGCAAAAACUGUUUCGCAGAAGGGCAAAAGAGUAUAAUUCCGACGACGAGGACGACGAGCAGCCCACCUCGGAAGUGGGAGAAGCAAGUAAUAGAGUUCUUGGUCAAAAAGAGGUUUUGGAGGGGAAUUCCAGUGGAGAUGAAGAAGAGAAUGGUCCAGGUGGUAGUGGAAACGAGGGUUCUGAAGAAGAUGAUGGAAAUAGAAAUCAGCCAGGAAUUACAAAGUUUGUGGAAGGCUGUAGAGCAUUUAAAAUAGCCUUUAUGAAGAUCACUAGGAAGAACAAUUUGCCAGAUAAUCCCCUGGGUCCUGUCCUGUCGGCACAGAAGAAGCUUGUUGUAAAGAAGCUUGCUGAAGAGGAAGCUGAAUGGAAGGCUAAAGGGGAAGCCAAGAAGGAGAAACAGUUGGUGCGAGAGAAGGGGCAUGUGAAACCUGCUAAUUUCUUGGAUUCACAUGAAAAGUUUCUUCUCGGGGUUGCAACAAAAGGAGUUGUUAAGUUAUUCAAUGCUGUCAACAAAGCGCAACAUGCUCAGAAAGGAUUAAAUCCUUCAAGAUUUAAAGAUGCUAAAGCAUUGGGAAAGCGAAGGAAAGAUGCCUUCUUCUCGGAGCUACGCAAGACAGCAUCACACACUACUAGCACUAAGGAUACAGAGGCUGAUGAAGCACCUGCAUGGGCUCCAUUGCGUGAUGAGUAUAUGCUAACGAGUUCAAAAUUAAAAGACUGGGAUAAAAUGCCGGAGACAGCCAUCGCAGAUGACACGCAUGGGUUUCCGCUGGAUAAUUCCUCUGAUGAAGAUUGACCUAUUUAGACCUGAGAAAAAAGUGAUUGGGCAAAGCGGUCAUGCUUUCAGUAGUUUCUCUAUGAAAUUGGUGAAGAUGAAGCUGUGAUGCCUGUUAUUUGAAUGGUCACAUUUCAUUUUCCUCUUGUUUACCAAUUAUCUGAAAUCAGUGCAAAUUCAGAAGUGAUCUUUUC
Messenger RNA from Telopea speciosissima, 1189 nucleotides. RefSeq names its product RRP15-like protein. Lineage: Eukaryota; Viridiplantae; Streptophyta; Magnoliopsida; Proteales; Proteaceae. Gene Ontology annotation, biological process: maturation of LSU-rRNA; maturation of 5.8S rRNA. The record is from RefSeq and is a predicted model, not a curated record. Gene Ontology annotation, cellular component: preribosome, large subunit precursor. The transcript is spliced from 8 exons. The coding region runs from base 81 to 1016 and encodes 311 amino acids.